UAUUUCCCCCCCUUCAAAUUUGUGUAAUUUUAUUUGUUGGCAAAUUUUCUCCUUUUCUCUUAAACCCUAACAACGACAGUGGGGGGCGAUGAAGACCGUCACCGGAAGUGUCGUUUCUUCGAAGCCGAUCUCUAUCUCCAAAGCGGCGUCCACCCUCUCCUCCUUCCUCUCCGUCGACAAUGGCGCUUCACAAGCGCUAUGUGCCUACCUGAGGCGCGCCUCCGCCUCUUUCAACGAGUUAAAGCAGCUCCACAAGGAGCUGAAGUCUUCGCGUUCCGUUCGGAAGCACCUGCAUCACGGAUCCGAGGUCUCAAACGAGUUAGAGGCUGCCUUAGAUAAUUCUUAUCGGGUUGAAGACGGCGAGAAGAAAAAAUCUUCAGUCUCUGAGAGGAAGAAGCGGCCAGAGAGUAGGAAUAAGCCGAGUGCUAGAGUUCAAUCUGAGGAUGAGCGGAUAUGGAAAACAACAAUGGAAAACGGUGGGAAUGGUAAACUCGAGGAUGUUUUAGGUGAAGAUGGAAAGAGAAAGGGUGGCGAAUUGAAGAUUGAAAUUGAAGAUAAACCUAACCGAAAAGUUGAGAUGGAUGUGGAAUCAAGUGAUAGAGAUAAGGGAGUAGUAGCAGUUGAGAAAAAGAGAAAAAAGCACAAGAAAAAGAACGAGGAUAAGCAUGGUAACAUUGAAGACGAUGAACGUGAUUCUGGAGCCAGGCUAAGUCAUAAUAAAUCGCAAAAUAGUGAUAAUAAUGGCAACAUUGAAGCUUCUGGGGAGUUCGUUGAGAACAACGUAGCAAGGGAAAAAGUUGAAAAGAAACAUGAGGACAAGAAGAGUUUGGGUGAUGAGAAGGAUCAAGUAAAGACUGAAGUUCAGAGAAGAAGAGACAUCGAGGAGGAAAAGGGGAUAAAUAAGGAUAAUGAUGAUGGAACAGAUAUUGUUGAUCUGUCGACCAAGAAGAAGAAGAAGAAGAAGAAGAAGAAAAGGGAAGAAGAUGUUGAUGAUUUUCAAAAUAACAGUGGAGGAGCUAUGGUGAACGAUGAAAUGCCAGUUUCAAAUAGCAAAGAGUUGAAAAGGAAAGAUAGGAAAAAGAGGAAGAAUCGAGAGUUAGGAGAAGAAGGGGGUGAUGAUGUGUCGGAAGAGAAACAGGGUACGAAGAGAAGAAAAGGAAAUUUAUGAGAGAAGAAAGGAUGAACUCUUAACUAUUCUUCUGGAUGAUUAUUCAUCAGAAGAAGUAUUUGUAUUGAAAGAUUCCAUAGGCUCACAGUUUUAUGAAAAGUCUGUUAAAUCCAAAGCUUCUGUUUACUAAUUGCGAUCAACGGAAAUUGUUUGAUGGUUCA
This is a messenger RNA of Benincasa hispida (wax gourd), 1329 nucleotides long. RefSeq lists its product as uncharacterized. The record is from RefSeq and is a predicted model, not a curated record. Lineage: Eukaryota; Viridiplantae; Streptophyta; Magnoliopsida; Cucurbitales; Cucurbitaceae.